Messenger RNA from Arvicola amphibius (Eurasian water vole), 664 nucleotides. RefSeq names its product DnaJ heat shock protein family (Hsp40) member C19 (gene Dnajc19). Gene Ontology annotation, cellular component: PAM complex, Tim23 associated import motor. The record is from RefSeq and is a predicted model, not a curated record. The transcript has 7 exons. Gene Ontology annotation, molecular function: ATPase activator activity. NCBI's taxonomy places the organism in Eukaryota, Metazoa, Chordata, Mammalia, Rodentia, Cricetidae. Gene Ontology annotation, biological process: protein import into mitochondrial matrix. The coding region runs from base 157 to 486 and encodes 109 amino acids.
UCCCGACGCGCUUUACGGCGCUCCUGCCGUGCCGCGCGGCGCUGCUGGAGCUGGCGGCGCGGUUGGUGCGGUCGGGUCGCGGCGGUGUGCACGGCGUGCUGUGGUGGUGUGCUCGCGCUGGGAUGAGCGCGCGCUGCCCGGCCGCGCAGCGGAGUCAUGGCCAGCACAGUGGUAGCAGUUGGACUGACUAUUGCCGCUGCAGGAUUUGCAGGCCGUUAUGCUUUACAAGCCAUGAAGCAUGUGGAACCUCAAGUAAAACAAGUUUUUCAAAGCCUACCAAAAUCUGCCUUCAGUGGUGGGUACUAUAAAGGUGGGUUUGAACCCAAAAUGACAAAACGGGAGGCAGCAUUAAUACUAGGUGUAAGCCCUACUGCCAAUAAAGGAAAGAUCAGGGAUGCUCACAGACGGAUUAUGCUCUUAAACCACCCAGACAAGGGUAGAGUCCAUACACACAUAUUCUACCGGUAUCCUCUUGAUGCUCUUUGAUGGGCUUAGGACCACACUGCUUCAUCAGGAGGAUCUCCUUAUAUAGCAGCAAAAAUCAAUGAAGCUAAAGACUUACUAGAAGGUCAAGCUAAAAAAUAAAUGUGAUGAAUUUUAAGUCCAUUAGUCUAUGUAUAUGUUUUUGUAAUAAAAUACCUCAGAGCUAUAAUUUGUGAAAUGA